Xiphias gladius (swordfish) is the source of this 898-nucleotide messenger RNA. RefSeq names its product sulfotransferase family, cytosolic, 6b, member 1 (gene sult6b1). The transcript is spliced from 7 exons. The coding region runs from base 21 to 887 and encodes 288 amino acids. The record is from RefSeq and is a predicted model, not a curated record. Gene Ontology annotation, molecular function: sulfotransferase activity. Gene Ontology annotation, biological process: sulfation. Lineage: Eukaryota; Metazoa; Chordata; Actinopteri; Istiophoriformes; Xiphiidae. Gene Ontology annotation, cellular component: cytoplasm.
UCGCCAAGGUGCAGUCCAGGAUGCAGAUGGCAAAGGAGAUCAGUGAUGAGGAGAAAUUGUACAGAUACAACGGGGUGUUGUACCCGCGCAUCAUGUGCCCCGAGGACCAUUUGAAGGCUCUGGAGGACAUCGAGGCCAGAGAGGAUGACAUCAUGUUGGUGGCUUAUCCCAAAUGUGGUUUUAACUGGAUGGUGGGGGCGGUGAGGAAGAUCAUAGCAGAGGCCACGGGGAUGAAAACCGAAUCCCGGAUGCCGCCGCUGAUCGAGUUCUUUGGACCAGACGUCUUGAAGGUCGUGGAUCAGACUCCCUCUCCGAGGUUUCUGGGGACUCAUCUGCACCCCGACAACAUCCCCACGUCUUUCUAUGCAAAGAAAACUAAGAUGCUUGUGAUCUUCAGGAAUCCUAAAGACACUCUGGUUUCUUUCUAUCAUUUCUCCAACAACAACCCGGUCCUCCCGUCCGGACAGUCCUGGGAAUCCUUCUACUCUCACUUCCUGAGCGGAGAUGUUCCUUGGGGGUCAUACUUUGACCACGCUUUGGCCUGGGAGAAGAGGAUGGAUGACCCCAAUGUCCUGAUUGUCACCUACGAGGAGCUAAAACAGGACCUGAGCGAGGGCAUCCGUCGGAUCUCCGGCUUUUUUGGUUUCAGCCUGACGGAGGCUCAGGUCCAGCAGGUCGCCGAGGAGAGCACCUUCGCCGCCAUGAAGGAGAGCUCCGCCAACUCCCACGGCACUAUGGGAAAUGUCAUCUUCAGAAAAGGUGAGGUCGGGGACUGGAGGAACCAUUUCACACCUGAACAGAGCCAAGAGAUGGACGAGGCCUUCAACAAACACCUGGCCGGAACCAGGCUGGGAGCCAAACUCAACUACCACCUGCACUGUCAGUAGGAGGCAAGGAA